Molecule: messenger RNA, 978 nt
Organism: Suricata suricatta (meerkat)
Lineage: Eukaryota; Metazoa; Chordata; Mammalia; Carnivora; Herpestidae
Product: putative olfactory receptor 10D3
Exons: 2
Coding region: 1-978 (325 amino acids)
Biological process (GO): G protein-coupled receptor signaling pathway
Cellular component (GO): membrane
Molecular function (GO): G protein-coupled receptor activity; olfactory receptor activity
Source: RefSeq, a predicted model, not a curated record
AUGCAGAACUAUACCUCUGUGAUGGAGUUCACCCUGUUGGGAAUUCCGAAUACUGAAGGGCUGGAGAAUAUGCUGUUUGUCUUAUUUCUGGCCUUCUACCUCUUCACCUUGCUGGGGAACCUGCUCAUCUUCCUCACCAUUCUGGUUUCCUCCAACCUGCACACCCCCAUGUAUUUCUUCCUGGGAAACCUGUCUGUGUUUGAUGUAUUUUUCCCUUCAGUAAGUUCCCCCAAAAUGAUGCUCUACCUAAUGGGGCAAAGCCGGACCAUCUCAUACCAGGGCUGUGCCUGCCAGCUCUUUUUCUACCACUUCUUGGGUGGCACCGAGUGCUUCCUGUACACUGCAAUGGCCUACGACCGCUUCGUGGCUAUUUGUCACCCUCUGCGAUACACAGUCAUCAUGAACCACAGGGUGUGUACCGGCUUGACAUUGGGCACUUGGCUGGGCGGCUGUCUACAUGGAAGUAUCCUCACAUUUCUGGUCUUUAAGUUGCCCUUCUGUGGACCCAAUGAGGUAGAUAAUUUCUUCUGUGAUAUCCCGGUGGUUCUGCCCCUCGCCUGUGCAGACACCUCUCUAGCUCAGACAGUGAGUUUUACUAAUGUGGAUGUUGUGACUCUUACAUGCUUCUUCCUUAUCCUGACUUCCUAUGGUCGUAUCGUCAUUUCCAUAUUGAAAAUCAGCACCUCUGAAGGCAGGCGCCGAGCUUUUUCGACCUGCAGUGCCCACCUGAUUUCAAUCUUCUUGUUUUAUGGGCCAGUGAUGCUCAUUUAUCUCAGGCCCACUUCCAGCUCCUGUCUAGACUCUGUUAUUCAGGUGUUAAAUAACAUUGUCACUCCUUCUCUUAACCCUUUGGUUUACACCUUAAGAAACAAGGAUGUGAAAUUGGCUUUGAGGAGAGUAUUCACUCAAAAAAAUCUGGCAUUGGACUUGACUCAUUAUAUCUCAAGUAUUAUAUCUCAAGUGAGAAACUGGUCAUGA